GUUGUCUUGUCUCGCUCAAGCUUGUCCUGUCUGGUCACUUUUCUUUCUGCCUGAUAAUCCAGACCUCGAAAAUAACCAAAAGAUUGGAAAUCGUUUGCUCAUCUUGCAUGCAUUAUUACUUUCCUGGAUCAAUCUCAUUCAACUCGUUCUCGUGCAUUUCAUUCAACCUCAACCCCUACUUUCAGUCAAUUCAAUUUAAUUCAAUCAUUCAAAUCUUUCAUUUCGCACACUUCACAUUCAACCAUCCUCUCUCAAUCAAAUAUCACCACCUCUCUUAUCGAACGUCAUUUUGCAUACAAUCAAUUCCUACAGACCGAGCGCAACUCGAUACAACCAUCGAAUAACUUCUCACACUUGCUUGUUGAAUUGAUUACUGAAGAAAGUGGAUUUCAAAGACCGAUUUUCCCCCUAGAUAUUCAAGAACGGCUUAUUCUUGUCUCGAGACAAAACGGAACAAUGGUCGUUGCAACGAUAAAAUGUGUCGUCGUCGGUGACGGUGCCGUCGGAAAGACCUGUUUACUUAUAUCCUAUACUACGAAUAAAUUCCCUUCCGAAUAUGUUCCUACAGUCUUCGACAACUAUGCCGUCACAGUUAUGAUCGGUGAUGAGCCAUAUACACUCGGUCUAUUUGAUACUGCCGGACAAGAAGAUUAUGACAGACUUCGACCUCUUUCAUAUCCACAAACCGACGUCUUCCUCGUUUGCUUUUCGGUAACCUCGCCCGCAUCAUUCGAGAACGUACGAGAGAAAUGGUUUCCAGAAGUUCAUCAUCACUGCCCCGGCGUACCUUGUUUAAUCGUCGGCACACAAACCGAUUUGAGAGAUGAUCCCAGUGUCAAGGAAAAGCUUACAAAACAAAAGAUGAAGCCGGUCGAAAAGAGUGAUGGCGAGAGAAUGGCUAAGGAUUUGGGGGCUGUUAAGUACGUUGAGUGCAGUGCUCUGACUCAAUACAAGUUGAAGGACGUUUUCGAUGAAGCGAUUGUUGCGGCACUAGAACCUCCUGCGCCAAAGAAGAAACAACAUAAAUGUUUAAUUCUUUAAUUCAAUUGUUUUACAUAGACCAAACAAUUAAUCUUCUACCUCACCUUUUUUCGUACCGCUCUUUACCGCCGCCUUCUACCAUCGUUCUUUCACAUCUCAUUGUCCAUAUCCUCUUCGAGCAAUUACAUAAGUUCGGAAUAUCCUAGUGUUGUAUCACCGUGGAGGAAAUCGAAAGUUACGUUACAUAUUCACACAUCGCCGGACUAGUCAAGAACCGGCCUCUUCUUGCAUCUUCAAUUCAGAAAUGGGGGUAUGAUGCGUCAUUUUGAAACAGCUAGGAAAUUUCAAGGGGAAGACUAGCGAAUAGACUCAAGGGAUGAUGCACUGCUUCCACAUCGAGGGAGAUUAUAUGUUCUGGACAGAAUUUGGAGUAUCAAUUUUCUCAAUCGAUUUCCUGGGAGCGGACCUUUGAGGUUUGUGGGAACGGGUGGAGGUAGAGAAAUGGGUUGACGUGCGAAAGCUUUUUUCUUUUCUUUUUACAGUCCUCUCUUGUUACUUUGAUCCGAAGAAUCGAUUCCCAGAAAGUCUGCUUUGAUUACCUCUUUUUUCUAUAUGGCGUGCGGGCUGGGGUGUUUUGUAGGUAAAGCGUAGGGGGCAGGAGUGCAAUAUACAGAAUUUUUUGAUACCUUGAUGCA
Molecule: messenger RNA, 1676 nt
Organism: Botrytis cinerea B05.10
Lineage: Eukaryota; Fungi; Ascomycota; Leotiomycetes; Helotiales; Sclerotiniaceae
Gene: Bccdc42
Product: Bccdc42
Exons: 4
Coding region: 457-1041 (194 amino acids)
Biological process (GO): small GTPase-mediated signal transduction
Molecular function (GO): GTPase activity; GTP binding
Source: RefSeq, a predicted model, not a curated record